GAGUAUGUCCUCAAUGUUAUGCACCUGCAACCACCUGUUUAACUGACCUGUGUCUGACGUGUCAUCAUGAUGUCUGACGUGGCAUCAGUUGGUUGGACAUGACAAGUCAGUCUGGCGUGGGAUCAGUACGAGGAAGUGUAGAGGAGGGAAAGACAAAGAAGAGGCGCCUAUGACGACGAUGGCGGGCACUUCUGUGUGGGCUACGGUCUUCUUUCAAAAGAGGGAGAACAACCUAUGGAUGAAGAGGAGGCUCUUCUUUCUGAUGGGCCUUGUCAUGGCUGUGGUCGUUGCGCCGUCCAUGUGUGGUGUGGGGGCAACAACACGUGUCGCCAUUUCCAGGACUCACUGCUAUGCCGCCCGCGGCAAAAAGGGGUUGCUGAUGUUCCCAAUCAACCGACGCAGUGAUUACGAGGUGAUGCCACCGCCCGUAGGCCUUGGGCAGGUGUACGACAUCUUCUUGGAGCCGUCGGGUCGUUUCCUGUUUGUUCUCUCGCUGGGUGGGUCGGUGAACGGCACAGAGUCGAUGAGCGGGUUCACCGUGCUGUCCCUAGCCGAUCCCAUGGCACCCGCCGUCAUUGGGACGCCUCUGCCGGUCCCUGCGGGCCCGUAUGGGGCCAUCUGCGGAAAGGCCGGGACGGUCAUCGUGGCCGGAGGAGAGUCAAAUUUAACAGUUUGGAGGUACGACAGGUCGACCGGAGCAAUUACGGGCGGAAGGCCUGUCAAAAGUUUUCGCAUUGGCAAGUCGCAGGACCGCGUGCUUCUGUCCAACGACGGGCGGGUGGCGUACGUGAAGGGCGAGCUCGACCCAGCCAUGGGUAUGGGGGUUGGCUAUGGUGUCAUGAUUGUGCCCUUGAGCAAUCCGACAUUGAUCCAACCCAUCCAAGUCCCCAAUGCCCCCGCUCCUCUGGGGUCGGGGAUGCCCCCCCUUGUCUUCCCCAUGGAAAGCGCCCUUUCCGAAGACGGAAAGGUGCUGUUUACAGCUCACGGGGAGGGCGUGUCGUCCGUCAACGUCUCCGAUCCGUUGGAUUGCCUUCUGCUGACCGACGUAGAGACCAUUCCGCAGGAAUACUACUCCAUCGCCGUUGUCGGUCAGCGCGCAUACGCUGUAGGGUACUCCCCUUAUCCCAGAAUGAUUGAGCUGGACGUCAGCGACCCGGAGAAAUUGGUCGUGAAGAAGCUAUGGCGGCUCACAUUCAAGAAACCGGUCAGCAUUGCCGCCAACGAGAAUUUUUUCUUCAUCGGCGACCGAGCAUCCGACUGCGUUGUGGUGAUUGACAGGACAAACUACUUGGCAUCGUGGGCGGGCUGUACGGUGAAGCCCAAACCCCUGUCGCCCGUUCGCUCAUCACUGCAAGGUCAGCGUGGGCCAGGCAGCUGGCGAGGCACUCCAAACACCCCCUCCCUUCCACCUCCCUCGUCUUCCUCCUCAGGAGCACCGGCAGGCACAAGGCACAGGGGCCAUUGAGGCAGGCAGGGAGCGUAGACCAUCUAUUGUCACAGCCGGUCUAAUGGUCUAAUGGUCUAUGAGUUGUUAAUGUGAUCCUUAGACGGGGUAGACAAUGGAGCAUCUGUCUGUCGUCAUCUGCCCUUGCGCGGUGGGUGCAAAUUGAUGUCUAGUAGUCAUAAAGAGCCUGAUUUUUAAAAUUAUUUUUGUUCUUUUUUUUCGUUUGAAUGUGCCCGGCAAGCUGGGUGGUGUGCACAGACUUCUUCCCCGUGGACACGCCUCCCUCAUGUCCCUCUUCGGCUGUUCUCCUUCAGACACCAACUUUCCAUUUGGAGCUGUGCCUAAUAUGGAGUGGAAGGCCAACAACAGUCCUUGGGACUGCACAUAGGCACGUGCACAUCCCCCUGCCCCCCUGGAAUGAAUGCAUGACCACAUUCAUUCACACAGAUGGUGGGGUGGGAAUCUGCUAUGGGAGCUUGAAGGAACCUUCCCUGAACUUUCCUCUAGCGAUGUCGUGCGUGCUUGCGGGGCUUCCGUUCUUUCGUCGUUCGGCGGUUCCUUCCAAACCACUGGUCAGGGAUGCUGACGUACGUAUCGCUGUUGCUCUAGCGUCAGGGGCGCUGACGUACGACCAAAGCGUCGAUCACCGUCAAGGUUGUCACUGACGUAUGACGCGGCAAUUUGUCACUGUUCUACGACCAAAGUGCCGAUCACCGCCAAGGCUGUGACUGACGUACGCCUCGCUGUCCUGCCAAAUUCUGCGGCGAUUAACGUCGUUGCGGGACAGAGGUCUUCCUUCAGAAGAGCCGCACAGAAAACCUCUGGGUUUUGCCCGGCAUGCGAUUGCUGCGAUUGUCGGUGCCACCUUAUCACAGCUCCUGUUGUCUGUCGUCAGCCCCCUCUUGACGUCAGGAGGGGUCUGACUAGCGACAUGUGACGGACACGAGCAAAGGGGGUUAGAGAACCCUGCGGGCGUCUGGGAUGUGUGAUGACAAGGGGUGAUCUUCCUGGGCAAGCAGCUCCACCGAAAGGGGGCAGGGAUUUGCUCAUGCGAUGAAUGCUGUAACGGCCGAUGCUACCGGACAAUGGUUGCUGCUGUUAGGAACGUUAUCCGACAGAGUCUGUCGCAGAUGAAGAAGGAGAAGAAGAAGUGCAUCGGCACAGCGAUGGCUAUACUCCGGAGGGCAUCGUGGUCUGUUACUGAAGACGACAGGAGUCCAUGCAUGUGGCCGUGGCAAGAGACAAGGUCUGUUGCAGGGGAUCUGACAGGUGGCAGGGUCUGUUUUGCAAACUGGAAUUGAUGGGGAUAGAACAACAAAGCGAGAGGAAAUUGUACAACAGCAGCCAUCUCUGGGCAGACGCAGCAAAAUCAGUUCCUGAAGAAGAAGAAGAAGAAGAAGAAGAAGAAGAAGGGAUUGGGAGUGACUGUGACGAGACAGGCGACAGGGUCUGCUGUGGGGGAAGAAUGUAAAUCUGUUUUCCAUGGAGAUGAAAAAGAAGAUGAUAAUGCUGUGGGGAAAGAAUGUAAAUCUGUUUUCCAUGGAGAUGAAAAAGAAGAUGAUAAUGAAUGGAGGAUAGCAAC
Molecule: messenger RNA, 3026 nt
Organism: Chara braunii
Lineage: Eukaryota; Viridiplantae; Streptophyta; Charophyceae; Charales; Characeae
Source: the annotation of a GenBank genome assembly